AUGACAGAACCUAUCAAAGAAAUCGCGGCGGCUAGAAGUGUCGAGGCAGUCUACACCGGUGGAACUGUUAGAUGGAGUGCAAACGGACAGAAGUUGUUUUCAACGUGCACAAAUGUUGUUAGAGUCAUUGAUUUGGAGGAUAAUAGUGCGAGUUAUACAAUCGGCGAUUCUGAAGAUGAGCUUCGAAUCACUUGUACCGCUGUCGACAAGAAUCGUAAUCGUCUUCUAGUCGCUUACAAUAACCAGGUGAUUCGUGAGUACACGAUUCCUUUGGACCCGAGCACCACCAAACCAGAAUUGGCUAGAACUUGGAAAACUAUGCAUACCGCACCGAUUCUAGUGCUGGAAUUCAAUGAAGAAGGCAAUCUUUUGGCUACUGGAAGUGCGGAUCACGUUGUUAAAGUCUGGAAUUUAGUUGAGCAACAGUGUACUCAUACUUUGAAAGGUCCAUCAGUCGUCUCUGCGGUUGUAUUUGGAAAGAAUGAGAAACUUGUGGUUGGAUAUUUAGAGGGACAACUUCACCUCUAUAAUAUUAUGAAAGGAGCUCCAAAAAAGCAUGUGAACACGUGGAAUUCUCAUAAUUCUCAUAUCACCGCACUACUUCAAGUACCAGAUUCCCGUGUAGUCAUCGCGCUAUCCAGAGAUCAAACUAUGAGUAUUCAUGAGACAGAAACACAAGAAACACUUCGAGUCUUGCCGCUUUACGAGUCUAUUGAGAGCGGAGCAAUCGGACAUAAUGGAAAUUUGUUCACUGUUGGAGAGGAAGGAGUCGUUAAGGAAUGGAUUAUUGACACAGCGAAAUUGAUUAGAAAGAAGCGAAUUUCCAGCGCUCAAAUCGAUGACAUCUCCUAUGACGUUGUAUCGAAUCGAUUCUUGGCUGUUUCCGCCGAACAAAAUCUGAUUAUUUUGGAUUUUGAAAAUCUAAAAAUCACUAGACAGAUAGUUGGAUUCCAUGAUGAGAUCUACUCCUGCUGUCUCCUUGACAAAAACGAGGGAUUCAUGGCAGUCGGGUCGAACACGUCGGAAAUCCGUCUCUACAACACGAAAACUCUCGAUUGUCAAUUGAUUCGUGGCCACACUGAAUCUGUCCUCUCCGUUGUCUCCCCGUCGUGGGACACCACUCUUCUCGCCUCUUGCUCCAAAGACAACUCGAUUAUCAUCUGGAGACUUGUGACGACGUCUGAAGAUUCUGCCACGUUGAUUCCACUUCUGGCAGCUACUGGACAUGCUAAUACAGUCACCGCGUUGGCUAUUUCGAAUAGUGCAAAAGCGCCGUUUUUAGCCUCUGUCUCUUCGGACUGCACCAUUAAAUUGUGGGGAUUAGGAGAUUUGGGAAAGGUGAAAGAUGUCAAAAUUGAUGUGGAGAGAGAUCUUGUAGAGCAGCUCCCUAAACUGACAUGUAGCUCAACGAUGGUUGCCCAUGGAAAAGAUGUAAAUUGCAUUGACAUCUCCGAAUCAGACGCUCUAAUUGCCACCGGUGGAAUGGAUAAACUUGUGAAACUCUGGCAAAUCGACACACACAAAAUGCAGCUGGGAAUCGGCGGAACACUGUCAGGACAUCGUCGAGGAGUCGGAGACGUCAAAUUCGCGAAGCACUCGCACAAGUUGGCUUCUUGCAGUGGAGAUAUGACAAUCAGAAUCUGGAAUAUUGCUGAAAAAUCGUGUCUUCAAACGAUAUCCGGUCAUUCGUGUGCAGUUUUCCGUGUGAUUUUCGCAAGAAACGAUACUCAAUUAGUUUCUGCUGAUAGCGCUGGAAUUAUCAAGAUAUGGACGAUCAAAACAGCGGAUUGUGAGAGCACUAUUGAGGGACAUACAGAUAAGAUUUGGUCGCUGUCAAAGAAUCGAGAUGAGUCGGAAUUUGUGACGGCUGGAACUGAUGGACGAAUUGUUGUGUGGAAAGAUGUGACAGAGGAGAAGCAGAAGAUUGAAGACGAGAAGAGAAGAGAGGCGAUUGAGCAGGAUCAGACGUUGACUAACUUAUUGAGUCAGAAGAGAUAUUCUGAUGCAUUGAUUUUCGCAUUGACACUGGCAAAGCCGUUUUGCGCUUUCAAGGUAAUCAACGCUCUCAUGUCCGAAGACUCCCCGGAAGAACUAUCCUCAUCGAUCCGUCGUCUAGACAUGCGCCAAAUUGAAGUUCUGCUUCAAUUCUGUGUAAAAUGGAAUACGAACAGUCGAUCAUCGCCAGUUGCUCAACGUGUAUUCUAUGAAAUUAUUCAUAUAAUUGAACCGGAUCGUUUGGUUUCAAUGCCCGGCGCAUAUGGAUACAUUGAAUCACUUCUACCGUAUACUCAGAGACAUAUGGAUCGCCUCGAUAGAGCCAAACAGGAUGUUUCGUUGUUUGAUUUCGUUUGGAGACAAAUGAGAUCAGCUGUUUAG
Caenorhabditis remanei is the source of this 2376-nucleotide messenger RNA. RefSeq lists its product as uncharacterized. Bases 1 to 2376 code for a protein of 791 amino acids. The transcript has 5 exons. Gene Ontology annotation, molecular function: protein binding; U3 snoRNA binding. Lineage: Eukaryota; Metazoa; Nematoda; Chromadorea; Rhabditida; Rhabditidae. The record is from RefSeq and is a predicted model, not a curated record. Gene Ontology annotation, biological process: endonucleolytic cleavage in 5'-ETS of tricistronic rRNA transcript (SSU-rRNA, 5.8S rRNA, LSU-rRNA); endonucleolytic cleavage to generate mature 5'-end of SSU-rRNA from (SSU-rRNA, 5.8S rRNA, LSU-rRNA). Gene Ontology annotation, cellular component: small-subunit processome; 90S preribosome; nucleolus.